AUGGCCCCAGACGAGAAGGUUCCGCGGACCAUGAUGUUUGCGCGUGGGAAGGUUAACAUCCUCCUCAAGCGCCUUGUGCAGGACAUGCGGAAAAUGUUGCUCCCCUUCACCGCGCUGAAACUCAAGGAAUCAAGGAAAAACACCCUCAAGGAUUUCCUCCACGUGGCAGGCCCCCUGGGCGUGACACACUUCCUCAUGCUCUCCAAGUCUGACGUGUCACCCUACCUGCGCGUCGCGCGCACGCCACGUGGACCCACCCUCACCUUCCGCAUCCUCGACUACUCCCUCGCUGCUGACGUGGCCAAGUCGCAGAGGCGCCCGUACGUGCCAGCUGGCGUGUUCGAGUCGCCGCCACUGGUGGUGAUGAACGGCAUGGGAGCGAGCGGCAAGGGCACGGAGCAUCUGAAGCUCAUGACCAUCAUGUUUCAGAACAUGUUCCCACCCAUCAACGUCUCCACUCUCAUGACCAUCAUGUUUCAGAACAUGUUCCCACCCAUCAACGUCUCCACUCUCAUGACCAUCAUGUUUCAGAACAUGUUCCCACCCAUCAACGUCUCCACUCUCAUGACCAUCAUGUUUCAGAACAUGUUCCCACCCAUCAACGUCUCCACUCUCAUGACCAUCAUGUUUCAGAACAUGUUUCCACCCAUCAACGUCUCCACUGUGAAACUCUCUGAUUGCAGGCGUGUCCUGCUCCUGAAUCACGACCCUGCGAGUGGGACUAUUGACCUGCGCCACUAUGCCAUCACCGCCCGCCCUGUGGGAGUGUCGAAGCCGCUGCGCAAUCUGGUGCACCACCACGCUCUGCCCAACCUCAGCCAUCUUUCUGACAUUAGUGAACUCGUUACAAGGUAA
Closterium sp. Yama58-4 is the source of this 855-nucleotide messenger RNA. Lineage: Eukaryota; Viridiplantae; Streptophyta; Zygnematophyceae; Desmidiales; Closteriaceae. The record is from the annotation of a GenBank genome assembly.